AUGCUGGACCGCGAGGAGCAGGACGAAGGGGGAGCUGAGCGCAGGAUCAGGAGGGAGAAGAACCUGAGACGCACGUACGAGACGAAAGACCUGGAGAUUUUCAACCUCCUCCGCGUUCCCGUGUGGAUCUUCGAUUUCAAGAAGCGGCAGAUGCUCUGGUGCAACCUGGAGGGCUUGGAGCUGUGGUCAGCAGACACUCUGGAGGAGCUGCUCGCUCGGGACUGGGCCGGCGACAUGUCGCAGGCGAUACAGAUGCAAUGCGACCACUUCGCCUACACCCUGAGCCAAGGCGGCAGCAUCAAAGAGCUGUUCACGUUCUACCCGCUGCCGACCCGCCAGCCGCGAACCACGCUGAUGACGCUCACCGGCAUACAACUCAAGGAUCGGUCCCAGGAAGGUGAGGGUCCUCGCUCGGGCACGGCGCUUGUGAUGGCAGAGUACGUGGGCGAGAGCCUGUCGCACCAGGAGAUACGGGCCGUGGCAGCUAUGCGCCACACCAUCGCCAUGAACCCGGCGGCGGUCAACAACUACUACCCCGGCAGCCAAAAGCAGGGAGAACCGCCCCAGGAAGACCCCAUCAAAGUCAGUCCGUCGGGAAGCCUAUUGGCGGGCAACAGACUGCUCCAGCGGUUUGCCAAACCGGAGGACUGGGAAGAUUGUCGUAACACGCUCGACCAAGGGUCGGUUUGGGAGAAGGAAACGCCGAUGAUGGGUUGCCACGGUCCCAAGUGGCACUCGGUCACCGUGAAGCGCAUCAAGGACCCAAUAUCCGGUGAAUCGGCCUUCCUCGUGAGCGAGAUGGACAUCACCGCCAAGAAGAAGCUCGAGAAAGAGAACUCGGACAAGGACACCUUCCUGGGCAUGGUAUCGCAUGAGAUCAGGACUCCGAUCAACGGCAUCCUGGGCUUCAACAGUCUCCUGCUGGAGACCAGCCUCACCGAGGAGCAGCGCGACUUCACGACCAGCAUCCAGCGGUCGGCCAAGCUCCUCCUGGCCCACGUCAACGACCUCCUCGACUUUGCCAAGAUCGCCGAAGGCAAGCUGCGCAUGGAGACGGCGCUGGUGAGCCUGGAGGAGGUGGUGGAGACGGUGACGAAGCUGGCGCGACCGCUGGCCGAGGAGAAGCAGCUCGAGCUUCGGUGCACGGUGGACAAGAUCAUCCCGCGCGUGCUGUUUGGCGAUCCGCUGCGCAUAUCGCAGAUCAUCCAGAACUUCCUGAGCAACGCGGUCAAGUUCACCAGCAAGGGCUACAUCCACGUCAAGGUCACGGUCAACAAGGACCCAGCCUGCGCGAUCCCGUCCGACGGCAAGGAGCGGGGCGAUGAAAGCUACCUGGCUGGCAUGGACGACAACAACUCUAUCUUCCUCAAGAUCUCUGUCCAGGACACCGGCAUCGGCGUGCCACCGGACAUGCGAAAGGCCAUAUUCGGAAAGUUCGUGCAGGCCGACUCUUCCAUCUCUCGUCGCUUCGGUGGAACUGGGUUGGGACUGGCCAUCUGCAAGCGAGUCGCGCGAAUGAUGGGCGGCGACUGCAGUUGCCGGUCGCCUGCCAUUCCCCCCUUCGAGCGCGAAGAUGUCGGCGGCCCCGGGAGCGAGUUCUGGGCCACGCUGCGCGUGCGGACCACGUUCGAGGCCAAGCAGCCGUCCAAGUUCUUCCUCGUCCACCCGCAGCUCACGCCCCACCUCUACGCUCUCCACGUCCCGCCCAUGCAGCCCCUCGCCGCCGUCUCCACCCAGUCCGAGCCGCUCAUCGACUCAGCCGCGCUCCGGGGUCUGGACCCCGUCCAGCGUCGGUUGUCCGUGCCCGAACUCGCCCCCGAGCUCACUGCCGACCCUCGCGCGGGCUACACGCCGCUGCGCGAUGACAUCCUGAGCGCUCUCACGGAGAACGAAGACAUGGCCUACCUCGACAACGACCAGCUUCCGCCGCUGCCGCGGCAGCGCCAGCAACCGCAGCGCCAGCGGAGGAUCAAGCUGAGACUGCCGGCCAGGUCGGUGUCUUGCUGCGGCGACGGCGGUGGCUCGUCGGACGAGGAGCAGGCGGGCAUGAAGUCGCCGCUGUCGCCGCUCGGGGCGUCGUCGGUCACGGGCCAACGGAAGCCGGUCAACUCGUCAUCGUCGCCGUUGCCGCCGUCGUCAUCGGCCAAGCGCGACUCGUUCUCGCAGGAGAGCGUGGGCCAGAACUACGAUAUGCUGUGCGAGGUGCUGGCCCAGUGCACCAACGUCGAAGUCGAGCGCGUGGAGACCCUCGAGCAGCUCGAGGCCGCCCGGCGCGAGAUCAGCCGCGGUGUGACCCUUACCACCGCCACCGCCCCGAACGACGCCAACCCGGCCGUGUCGCUCGGCGAGCCCACGAGUGGCGGCAGCCUGCUCGACGUGGACGAAGAUAACGCCGACGACGCCGGCAAGACGCCGGCGACGGGGGCGACGGCGGUGACGAGGCCGCGGGCGGUGGUGGUGGUGUGCCUGGUGGAGAUCCCCGGCCUCGCCAAUCGCAGCAACCCGCGCUCGUUCCGGCGGUUCCUCUCAUCCUACUUCUCCCGCGCCGCCACCGCCACCGCCGCCUCCUCCCUCAUGGAGGCCAGCGGCGACGAAACGGCCACCGCCGGCGGUAUGCGGCACUUUGAUUUCGACCGCGCCGACGCGCAGGCGCUCAACGGAGGAGGCAGCCACACCACCAAGCACCGGGCCGAUGUGUGGCUCAUCACAGGCGUGUCGGAGACCGUCAACUGCUUCCUCAACAGCUGCGUGUUCAAGUACGCCGGGCCCACACAGUCCGGCGGCCGGUUUCCCAGCUACCGGGAGGCCGCGCCGCGACGACGCGCCGCCAGCCCGCGGCCUCGCAGCAGCAGCGCCGACCACAGCGCCGCUUCGGUGAGCACCACGAAGAACGGGUUCGCCACCGAGCGUCAGCCCAGCGAGAUCGUGGUGACGACGCCACCGACCAUGAUUCCCGUCACCGCCAGCGGCGGCCAGAGCUCGCCGAGGGAGGCCUCGGGGUGGAAGACCCGCAAGGCUUCGCUGUCGCUGCCUCACCUGCGACUGGGCAGCGCAGCCGACAGCCACCACCAGGCCGAGGGCGACGGCGAGGAGGAGCCAACGACGAGGCUCGCGCUGGCGACGACGCGGGAGAAGCGGGCGGCGUCGGACGACGCGUCGGUCGAGAGCCCGCACAAGCGGCGGGUGCUGGUGGUGGAGGACAACGCCAUGAACCAGAAGCUCAUCCGCAACAUCCUCGUGCGUGAGGGCUACGACGUCGAGGUGGCCGGCGACGGCCUCGAGGCCCUCGACGUCAUCCGCGAGAAGGGGCUCGACCACUUCUCCCUCGUCCUCAUGGACAUCCAAAUGCCCAAGAUGAACGGCUACGAAUGCACGCAGGCAAUCCGAGCGCUGCCGGACCCUACGGCGCGCACGAUCCCAAUCGUGGGGGUGAGCGCGACGUCGGGGGAGGACGUGGUGGAGCGGUGCCUGAGCAAGGGCAUGAACGCCACCAUCGCCAAGCCCUACUCCCUCCAGACCAUCCGCUCCCACCUCAACCAAUACGCCCCGCGCUACGUCACUCCCUCCCCACGAGCCGCUCGCCUCGCCUCCCUCUGA
Molecule: messenger RNA, 3597 nt
Organism: Acanthamoeba castellanii str. Neff
Lineage: Eukaryota; Discosea; Longamoebia; Acanthamoebidae
Product: His Kinase A (phosphoacceptor) domain containing protein
Exons: 15
Coding region: 1-3597 (1198 amino acids)
Biological process (GO): phosphorelay signal transduction system; phosphorylation
Molecular function (GO): phosphorelay sensor kinase activity
Source: RefSeq, a predicted model, not a curated record